Guillardia theta CCMP2712 is the source of this 1848-nucleotide messenger RNA. RefSeq lists its product as hypothetical. NCBI's taxonomy places the organism in Eukaryota, Cryptophyceae, Pyrenomonadales, Geminigeraceae. The transcript has 17 exons. The coding region runs from base 1 to 1848 and encodes 615 amino acids. The record is from RefSeq and is a predicted model, not a curated record.
AUGGCUGGGUCAGAGGAGGAGAGUCGGCAGGCGAAGGGAGCUCCUUGCAGCGACUGUCAGUCAUCGAUGCAUACGACAGGAUUCUGCAAGAGGCCUCCACGGCCUUCCAAGGUGACCCUCGUCACCUGCCCAGAUUCGUCCGGAGGCAGGGGAGGCUCAGUUGAGCCAGAGGCUGGUGAGGCUCGCAAGACGAUCCUCCAAGUGAUCGCUGGGAACGACGGCAAGAGGACUCUGCAUGCUGAGCUGAAGGCGGAGAGGAUCUCAGGGGAGACUUUCACCCCCGGGAAGAAUUCAGAGGAAGGAGGAGAGGAGAGGACAAUGAUGCACGAGGAGUGGAGGUUCCGGAGUGAAGAGGAGGAGGAUGUAUUCGUGUCCAUAUACGCAGAAGCAAACUUUGAGGCUGCGGAUGGAAGCACAGCAGAUGCGACCAAGGCAGGGGAGUUGGAAGAAGCCCGCAGACGCCUUACGGAGAUCCAGACUGCGAUAUGGAGCAAGGAUGACAUGUCGAUCCAAGACGAGCAGAUGCUGCGGGAGGCAGAGGGGAGACUGCAGGAGCUGAAACAAGUCUCGGAGCAACACCAAAGUGCGGCAGGCCGUCCGGUGAUCAUCUGGAUGCAUGGGACGGGGGACUGUCGGUCGUCGGUUGCGACAGUCAACUACGUCUGCGACCUCGUGGCUCGAUGCAGGGGGGCGGUCGGGGUCUGUAUCGAUGUGCGGCUUCAUGGAGACAGGCGGGGGGACAAGAAGCUCAAUCCGAAGGAGGACAGCAGCGAAUACCAGCUUGCGAUGGUCACUGCUCUUGACAUGGCGAACAACUCGACGUCUUCCUCUUCGAGACAUCGGAACCCAUUCAUCCUCGACAACGUCUUUGACCUAUUCUCCCUCCUCUUCCCGCUCAUCGGCGUGCAAGACUUUGACCGGGCGGUGCGGGAGUCUUGCUUCCAUGCUCGCGUCGCUACCAUCAGACCCGUCUUCGAGCACGCGCGGGAGAAACUUGGGAAGGAGGAGAUAGACAGCGAGACUGUCAAGUUUGUAUGGAAUUCUAUCACUCCGGGAAUCCUCUCAUCUUAUGCUCUCCGUCCGAGCCUCAAGUCGCUGUAUCCUCGACCUUGUCUGAUCGUCAAUGGUCCGGUUGAGUUUGUGAUUGAAGCUGUCGUCGAGGUCCAGCAGGCCUCUAACUAUCAAUCGCUCCUCCUUGCCGUGGAUGAAGAGGCUGCGCAUGAGAUCUCGGAGGGGAUGUGGGCUCAGACCCUUCAGUUCCUCCAGCAGCAGCUUCUUCCUUCCUCUCUACAGCUCAGACAGAGCAGCGUGCAGGAGGUGCUGAAGGCCGGGGACGGGGAAGAGGUGGAGGCGAGAAGUGCAAGGGAUGUGGUGGAGGGGAAGAAUGUGGAGGCCUUGGAGGAGAAGGUGCAGGCGGGAAAAAUUGAACACAAGGAGGAGGAGAAACAGGAGGAAGAAGUGAAUUCGGAAGGAGCGGAUGAGAUCAGAGUUCUUGAGGAGGAGCAGGAGCAGGAGCAGGAAUCCACAGACGCAAAGGCAAAGCAUGGAAAAGAGAUCCUGCAAGAGGAAAGGCAAGACAAAGGAGAGGCCGAGGAAGAAACGCUUCGUCAUGAGGAGGAGAAGGAUGAGGAACCGGGAAGUGAAGAGGAGGAAACAAGAGAGGAGAAGAUGUUCGCAGAGAAGGAGAAGGAGAUGACUGAACAGAGGGAGGAGGAGGAGAGGGAGGAGGAGAGGAGAGAGGAGGAGAGGAGAGAGGAGGAGGUUGAAGGGAUUGAGGACGAGACGAAGCUGCAAGAGGAUGAAGAAGAGAUUGUUUAUUCUCGCUCAAGGCAAAAUUCGCUUUGCUAG